This is a messenger RNA of Dichomitus squalens LYAD-421 SS1, 1068 nucleotides long. RefSeq lists its product as uncharacterized. NCBI's taxonomy places the organism in Eukaryota, Fungi, Basidiomycota, Agaricomycetes, Polyporales, Polyporaceae. The transcript has a single exon. Bases 1 to 1068 code for a protein of 355 amino acids. The record is from RefSeq and is a predicted model, not a curated record.
AUGCAGCCCGCGUUCCAUCCACUUUCAUCCGCGAGCGCAGAAAUCACGCUUCGCUCGAAGGACGAGUUGUUCUACUCUGUCUCAGCCGAGACGUUGAGCCGCACCUCCGCGUGGUUCCGAACUAUGCUGAGCCUGCCCCAGACCUCGGCCGAGUCGACCAAGGAGGCCAUCCCGAUGGACGAGAACGGAGACGUGAUCGCAAGCUUAUUGUCCAUCGUGAGCGGCACGGACCUCCCAGACCUCGACAACAUCGACAAACUCGAGGCUAUCCUGCAGGCGGCGGACAAGUACGAGAUGCCGCUCGCCAUUGCGACGCUACGCAUGGCGCUCUUCUCCCCCUUCCUGCACGCGUCGCCCAUCCGCCUUUACAAGAUCGCGUGCCGGAUGGCCUGGGAAAGAGAGGCGAAGCUCGCGUCGUCGCGCACGCUCACGCUCGACCUCUUCGCUCCCGAAGUCAUGUCCGAGCUCGUCGCGCUCGAGCCCGCACAUCGCGACAAGCUCCUCGCGCUACACCGCCGGCGACGCGACGCGCUCGCCGAGAGCCUCGACAACACGACCAUAUUCUACGCGAACCUGCGCGGGACGCCGUGCAACCGGAACGACGGCGUGAACCGCUGUACGGCCCCCCUGGACCAUGGGGCGUGGUCCGCGUUCAAGUACGCGUUCAUCCGCCGUGUGGAGCGCGGGUUGGUAGGGGAGGAGCUCGACGGGGACUUCUACCGGAUGCGGGAGCUGUGGGAUCUGAGAAUGGCGCACUGUCAUGUGUGCAAGAGGAUCGUGUACAACAUGCCGAACACGCUGGAGAACCUGCAGAAGAUCGUGAAGGAACUGCCAAAGAGCAUUGAGGUAAGUGCACCGCGUGUCUCUCCUGUCUACUGCGUGGUGGACCGGGGACUGAGUCUGGGCAGUGGUCUCGUUCAUGAUCGGGCCGAGAUGGGUUUGGUGGUCUGCCGCAGUUAUGGUUCAAACAGAACUGUGAAUGGCCGUCCUAUGAUCUGUGCAUGUGAUGCUGUCAAUAUAUCCACGUUGUCUUCACAGGCAGCAUUUUGGUGUUUAUUAGAUAGCUAA